AUCCUGCAACUUUUCCACAGGCAGGCCCCUAGCGGUGACAUUUGAAUCUUACUAAAUGAACAUAAUGUUGAGCAACAUGACAGGGCAGCGAAGGCUUCUGGUGCUGGGAUUGCUUCUAGGGUUGGUUUCGCGCGGCUUUUGCGCACGGUUGCCCACUCGUGGGGACAUUAGCAAGGGGAAGGGCCACAAUGACGAUGGUCAGCUGACACCCGAUGCUGCUGCGGACGCAAUUUUGGCGCUACCUGGCUUUGUGAACUCGUUGCCCUCGCGGCAUUUUGCCGGCUAUGUGACUGUGGAUGAGGCCCGCGGGCGGCGGCUGUUCUACUACUUUGUGGAGAGCGAGCGGGACCCAGCCAAUGACCCCGUGGUGCUGUGGCUCAACGGCGGCCCCGGCUGCAGCUCCUUCGACGGGUUCGUGUACGAGCAGGGUCCCUUCUUGUACGACCUGAUUCCGGGCCCCGGCGGCCGCGGCGCACAGGCGGUGUCGCUGCGGAGGAACCCGCACGCCUGGAGCAAGGUGGCCAACAUGAUCUUCCUGGACUCGCCCGCGGGCGUGGGUCUGUCCUACUCGGAGCACGCGGCCGACUACGUGGUGGACGACGGCCGCACCGCCCAGGACGCCGACGCCUUCUUGCGCGGCUGGUUCGCCCGCUACCCGCAGUACCAGGCCAACGACUUCUACGUCAGCGGCGAGAGCUAUGCCGGCAUCUACGUGCCCAACCUGGUCCGGGAGGUGCUCAUCGGCAACGAGGCCGGCGAGGAGCCCAACAUCAACCUCGUGGGCUACCUGGUGGGCAACGGCUGCACGGACGAGCGCUACGACGGCAACGCGCACCCGCUGUACGCCGCCACCAAGUCGCUGCUGCCCUGGCGCCAGUUCCGGCAGCUGGAGGCCGAGUGCGGCGGGGAGUACUGGAACCGCACCGGCGGCAGCACGUGCGACAAGCUGUGGGGCAAGCUGUCCGCCAACCUGGCAGCACUCAACAUCUACAACACACUGCAGGACUGCUUCCACGACGGCCCCGCCUCCACCACCACCUCCGCCUCCGCCUCCUCCUCGGGCGGCACCCCAAGCCUGCUGGGCACCGUGAGCCAGGAGCAACUGGCGGCGGCGGGGCUGCUGGGUGUGUGGCCGCUGCCGGGCGGCGCCGUGCGGCCCGGGCCGGUGAUGAACUGGGCGCACGUGCAGAAGCGCAUGGGGCGGCUGGGCCUGACGCCGCCCUGCACCGACUCCAGGCAGUGCGCGGCCCGGCUAGGCAUGUUGUCGCACACGCCCGUUUGCACCGACUCCAGGGCCGCGGACAUGUGGCUGAACGAUGCGGCGGUGCGGGCCGCCAUACACGCCGCGCCCGUGUCCGCCAUUGGCACCUGGACCCUGUGCAGCGACAAGAUCAGCUACAGCCGCAACCACGGCUCCAUGAUCCCCAUCCACGUCAACAACACCAAGAACCACGGCCUGCGUGCGCUUAUCUACUCGGGAGACCACGACAUGGCUGUCCCGCACACGGGCAGCGAGGCCUGGACCUCGGAGCUGGGCUACCCGGUCAAGAGCCCCUGGCAGCCCUGGUUCGUGGCGGACCGCCAGGUUGCGGGCUACUACGUGGAGUACGGCCACGGCCUGACGUACGCCACCGUCAAGGGCGCCGGCCACAUGGUGCCCGAGACCAACCCGCGCGACUCGCUGGCCAUGUUCGAGCGCUUCCUGGCGGACACCCCCCUCAGCGGGCUGUGAGGCGGCGGGAGCCGCGGGGCAGGGGGGUUGUGAGUACCAGCCCAAACUAUGUAUAUAAGGCCAGCAAGUGCAUCCCGUCAUCAUCAGGAAGCUUGCCCAGCCAAUCAGAUGGGGACUGGUCACUGCCGCCAUUGAUAUUACCUACGGUCACCAGUAACAGCCCGUGUGGGUUUUCUUCUCGGCGAUGGGCGGCGACAGGACGUUACAUGUUAUAUGAGCAUGUGGGUGCCCUGGGUGCGGGGCACAGGCAGGCAGGGCAGGUAGGCAGCAGGGGGUGGGGACGAGGGGGGCAACGGCUACCGACGGUGCAGUAGGGCGCAGGGAGAGCUAGAAUGCAGGAAGUACACGAGGAGGAGCCCGAGGGGGGGGCGAUGUAGAUCGGGUUGCAGUGGUGGCACCCGCACACGCGGCACCUCACUGCGGAGGCGGUUGCGUGUAAGGCACCGUGUCAAAAGAGCGCGAGGGAGGUUGCAGCAGAUUGCAUUUAUUGGAAUGUCGGACGGGCAGACGGAACAUGGCACGUGUAGCGACCGCGGGGAUCGCAGCGGACGGCGACUUGGCAAGCACGGUGCGGGGCGCACCGUGUGCUGCCAUGGGAUGCCCCCCCUGCCACAAAGCCGGAGCGGCAGAGCCCCAGGCGGCGGCAGCUGCGGCACCGCAUCGGCGCCGCAGCUCCACGGGUGCGAGGCUGCAGGACAUGCAGGCACAGCUCGCGUCCAUUACGGAAGGCUGGGCGGAGGAUCAUACCGGGCAUACAGACUCCCUGAGUCUAGUCCUAGCACCGUGCUAGUCAGCCUAGCCUGCUGACUCAAGAGUGCUGCGCUAGUGCCUCAGCCACAGCUCAAAGCCAGCAAACACCACUGGAGCUACAGUUGUACAACCAAGGCAUGCGCGUCGACCUCCUUGAUUGUAAGUAGGGCAACUCGCUUCGGCGCUUCGCCUACGCAGGAGCCUGCAUGUGGGCUAGCACUUGGGCUAGCAACGCCGCAGAGACCGGGUUGGCAGGGCGCGGACGAGGGUACGGAGAAAGGUGAGGGCAUGCUGCAAUGCUGCGUGCUGCAGUGCAGGACACGCAUGAGGGCAGGCCUACAGAGUUGUCGCCGCCAGUCACGGCAUGACGCGUGACACAGCGCACAUGACGUGCUGAUGACGUGUGGCACGUGUAAAAGCAGAGGAGC
Messenger RNA from Chlamydomonas reinhardtii, 2910 nucleotides. RefSeq lists its product as uncharacterized. Gene Ontology annotation, biological process: proteolysis; secondary metabolic process. The record is from RefSeq and is a predicted model, not a curated record. The transcript is spliced from 17 exons. Lineage: Eukaryota; Viridiplantae; Chlorophyta; Chlorophyceae; Chlamydomonadales; Chlamydomonadaceae. Bases 77 to 1732 code for a protein of 551 amino acids. Gene Ontology annotation, molecular function: acyltransferase activity, transferring groups other than amino-acyl groups; serine-type carboxypeptidase activity.